Messenger RNA from Python bivittatus (Burmese python), 375 nucleotides. It is a transcript of the gene CGA, whose product is annotated as glycoprotein hormones, alpha polypeptide. The record is from RefSeq and is a predicted model, not a curated record. Lineage: Eukaryota; Metazoa; Chordata; Lepidosauria; Squamata; Pythonidae. Gene Ontology annotation, biological process: positive regulation of steroid biosynthetic process; thyroid hormone generation. Gene Ontology annotation, cellular component: follicle-stimulating hormone complex; extracellular region. Gene Ontology annotation, molecular function: follicle-stimulating hormone activity.
AUGGAUUACUAUGGAAAGUAUGCUGCUGUCAUUUGUGCUGUGUUAUCUGUAUCUCUGAAUAUUCUUUAUUCAUUGCCAGAGGGAGAGUUUACCAUACAGGAUUGUCCCGAAUGUAAACUAACUUUGAACACUCAGAUGACUAAACUGUUCAAUGGCAGGCCUGUGUACCAGUGUGCAGGAUGUUGUUUCUCAAGAGCUUAUCCCACUCCCAUGAGGUCAAAAAAGUCCAUGCCUGUGCCAAAGAACAUUACUUCAGAAGCAAAAUGUUGCGUAGCAAGAGCUUUCAAAGAGGCUUCCAUUCCAAAUUAUGAAAAAAUGAAGAUAGAGAAUCACACGGACUGUCACUGCAGUACCUGCUACUAUCAUAAAUCUUAA